AUGGCAUCGGCUCAAGAACACCAGGGCCAAGCGGGCUUUGCACGCCCCGAUCGUUUUACUAUUGGCUUCGCGAUUGCCAUUGUCAGAUCGAAGCCGCCAGAAAUCAGUGUUGGCGGUAUGUUCUGGUUGAGAGGACAAGGAGACAGUCGCUAACAUGUUUCGCAGAAUACAUUCGCCUGUUGAAGCUUCACAUCGCCAAGGGUCGGAGGCAAGAUGCCGUCAGCACUGUCCAUCGCCACCUCGACCGGUCUGCAUUCUGGCGGUCCGAAUAUGAACGCAUGAAAGACUCGUUCAAGAGUGUAGAAGACGAGGCCACGGACCUUCGCCGAGAGAUCGUGGUGCUGAAAAGCGAGCUCAAUGCAGCGAAGCCCGCAAGUUCGACCAAGAAGCGGAAGAAGGGAGUCGAAGAGGAUACGCCUCUGCCACGCCCAGCAAAGAAGGGCAGAAUUAUUGCACUGCCUGUCAAAACAAUUCUGAUGCCCUUUGACCACCCUUCUGAAAUAGAAUUGUCGGAGUCCGGCCAGAUAGGUAUGAAGCUCCUGCUUGUCCACCAUGUUAGAUUGUCUAAUGGACCUGGCAGGCAACGUUUUGAUGCGACAUAUCUUUCGGAUUCAGACAGCUUCGAAGCAGCAUCAACACAGCGACGCUUCUGAGCUCGCCUAUCACCUGCAGCAAGCAGUCGCGACGAUUUCAGAACUCGUCCAGCGAGAGAUUAGAGCAUGUAUGGACGACGCGGAUUCCGACCGACUCAGAAAGACACUGGUUGUUAUCACACGCUCAAUUGUAUCUGUCUUCGUCGGUUUCAAGAAACUCAGCUCCGAGGAUGACGGGUUAACAAUGCAAGGCAAGGUUGUCUACGCCGUUGUGAUGAUGUUCAAGAACUUGCUCUCCGGGAUCGAUACCAUCUCUACCGCCGAAAUAGAGAAGACAGUGGGGACUGCGUCCAGUGGCACAGCGCCCACUUCGAAGAAUUCGAAAGGCAAUGGCAAGGCUGUAUCGACUCAGCAGUCACCAAUGCUCAGCACCUUGACCAGCUUCAUUGGAGAUGUCGUCCAUCUACUCGAUGCCAAAGUCGAAGCCAACCGGGCUCUUUUCGAAGGCUUUACAUACUGCACCCUUGAACUUCUCGGUGCUCGGCUCUUCUCAUCGACAUUUGGCCACAUUAGAGCGUCGACAAUCGAAGCGGAGAUCAGGCAAGGCGAUGCUCAGGACGAAUCGACUCAGCAGCAGAUCAGAGUGGAAGCUCCGUAUUUGAUCCAUCUACUGCAUCGAGUCAUGUUGGCGGCACCAUCACAUCUCGGGUCUGCGAUUACAAAGGGCGGCAAGCCGAGGAGCAUGAUCAAACACAAGAACUCGCCCAAAGACGCGCUCGCAGUCGCUGCGGGACAGUGUUUGCAGAGGACGCUGGUGAACAGUAUCUUCGGUACGGAAGGUAUCGAUGAAGAGGAUCCCUUCAUGGAUUGCUUGAAGAUGCCGAGCGCUGCGGGAGGCCCUGUUUCCAUGCCGAAAGGCAAGGACACCGAUUUCCAGGAGUGGUACAAGGAGGAAGUGUGGCGCUUGCUUGGCUGGGAGAUUCUUGCGAGGGAGGAUGGGUUGCCAAAGAAGGCAGAAGACGCUUGA
Molecule: messenger RNA, 1620 nt
Organism: Lecanosticta acicola
Lineage: Eukaryota; Fungi; Ascomycota; Dothideomycetes; Mycosphaerellales; Mycosphaerellaceae
Source: the annotation of a GenBank genome assembly